GGGCUUUUAAUAUUGAUGCCAUUGCAGGCAACAUUUUUAUAUUUCGGUUUCAGUUUAAUCAACUACCUCACUCUUUUGUCAGGGUUGAACGCUUGGAUCUAUUUAAUUUCAAAUAAUCGGAUGCAUUUAAUAGCAACUAAAAUGUAUGCGCUCAAUUAAUUACGUAAAGAUUAACCAGCAGCUUGCAGUGCAAUCAGAAGAUACUUUUGACGGCAGGAGAUGUUUCUACCAUUGCAAGUUUAUUAUCACAUUAUUAAACUAAUGUCUUCAAUUGUUUUUAAUCAUGUUCAUUGUUUAACAAACUGUUUAGAAUAAAUAAAUAAGUACCGUGGCAGUUUCCUCUGAGAAUACACACCUAAAAUACAUUUGUUGAGGGUGUAUAUGUGUGGAAGUGGAAUGUCAUACAUUUUCACACUAAAGCUUCAUCUGUGCAAUAGUUGAAUCUUUCUUUCACUUCCUCAAAUUCAGCUAUUUUGGUGGAUUUGAGUCCAGUCUAACUCUGGGUGUUGGUCCAACAUUAGAAGCCUACACAAACCUAAUUUCCGUGUGUUUAUUUACCUAGAAAUAAGUAAUAAACUACGUUAUUGCCUGCGAUUCUGUUGAAACUGGAGACAAAAAAGAAAAAAAAAACUCAAUUUCCCAGACUCAUUUGCUGCACGACAAACAGUACAACCAAUGAAACUGUUUUGUGGAGACACCUUCCUGUUUUGUGGUGUGAAGUGAAGAGGACGCCGCAUGAAUUACUGUCAGAAACUCAGUCAAGCCAGAGACUAGAAGACAACUUCUGGAAAUGGCUCAAGAGGACCAGGGCGAGACGUCACAACAAGCAGCAGUCAUCGACGAGGAGCCGGGGACGGAGAACCAGGGGACGGAGAACCAGGGGACGGAGAACCAGGCUUCUCCCUCUGUCGUCGAGAUCCUCUAUGACUCCAUGACUGAAUGUGAAGAAAAAGCGAGGCCCAAGCUGGUGCAGAUGGAGGAGAAGGCCUUUGUAUCAAGUCUGCACUCUUACAUGAAGGACAGAGGUACACCUAUAGAAAGGAUCCCACAUCUGGGCUUCAAGCAAAUUAAUCUUUGGAGGAUCUACAAAGCUGUUGAGAAACUCGGGGGCUAUAACUCAGUGACAGCACGGCGUCUUUGGAAGAAAGUGUACGAUGAGCUGGGAGGAAGUCCGGGUAGCACCAGCGCUGCUACUUGCACCCGCAGACACUAUGAGAAACGUGUUUUGUUUAGGCUGGUGCUGCCCUUUGAAAGACAAAUAAAAGGGGAGGAGGACAGACCUCUGCCUCCGAGCAAACCCCGGAAGUUAUACAAGAGGAUUUUGGAGCACAAGAGGAUUUUGGAGCGCAAGGUCACCAAGGCUGAGAAGAAGAGAAAAGGGACUCAGUCGGAUAGAGAGAUGGACUCAGAGACGGAGAUUCUGGCAAAGAGAAGUCCAGAGGCCGUCUGCCAAGCUGAAACGGGGAUGCAUUCUCACCCCGUUCUCUGGGCCGCCGCCUCUGACGCUCAGCGCCCGGACAGAGCCGCUACCGCACUUUGCCCUUCGGCCUUCGCCCACCUCGUCCAGGCGCCCGCACCCGGCCCCUGGAGCGCUGCUCUCCCGUCUGCCGCCGCAGAGGUCAUUUCUCCUCUCGAGAAAAAGAAGCGGAUGGCUCAGGCGAGCCUCAAUUUGCCGCUUGCGCCUCACGCUGAGGACAAGGAAAGGCCGUCCGUCAUCCAGUGCUCCCAGCCUCCGGCCCGGUAUUCUUCCAGACGGAACUGUGAGUCCACCGACAGCUCCCCUGUGCCUUCAUCCCCUUCCUCUUCACGCAGCCCUUCCCCCUACUCCGAUUCAUCAGAGAACGGUGCGGAAGCAGGCGUACGUGAUGCUGCAUUGGGCUCUGAACUUUCCCAAAACUCUAAGAGCUGUGUGAAGAAUUCACCUGGCUGUAGUGAAGACAGGAAGCCUGAGAGCUUUUGUCAGAUAUCCAGAGACCCUGCGGGACAGUAUAAAGAUAUCAGCUCCCAAUGCGCAGACUACAUCAAGGUCCAGCACAAAGACUGGAAGCUAAUCCAAAAAGGGAGCGACAGAUAUAUCAGCCAACCUUUGCCGCCAUUCUCCUCUCCCGUGGUGAGAAUAGAUUGGGCCCCGACGUCCACCUCCAGUUUCACCAAAAUCAUUCCAAAAUCUGUGCAGCUUCUGCGUCCCGCUCCCAUCCGACCGGCUCACGCCACCCUGCAGGGCAGGUCGACGCAGCGCGACGAGUCUCUGACCGGCGCAAAGAAGCUUCACGGCCUGGCGCCGUGGCUUUAUCACACGGAGAGGAGGGAGAAACACAGGACAAUGCAACAGAAGGUUCCCCCCGCUCAGCACGGCCUGGCCCAUUCCAGCGCCAGCCUGCCGGCGUCGUGCUACGACAAAUCCGGGAGGGACCCUCGACACCAACCCCUGUUGCAUCCUGCUUUUCUCCCCGGCAGGAUGAGACUACCUCAAUCUCAGCUACUGUACAGACACGUCCCGAUGGGCCCAGUCCACGCCGCUCUGAGGGGGUCCGCCGUUUACCCGUACCCCAACUACAUCCCUCUGCUGCAUCCCCAAACUGCAUAUGCGCUGCCUGCCAUGCAUCCCCUCUACCCUCAAAAGAUGUGAUUCUUUGUAUUUCAACUCUAGUCUUGAAUAAUAACGCUGCAUCAGCCGCUGGGCGCGUUGGCCUCCUUGGCGAUUGCUCAUAGUUAUUUUGGCGAAGCACUACUUGUGUUUUUGAACAGGGCUUAAGCAUGCAGCACAUAGAUAUUUAGGUGACGUGGCAAACAUCCCCCGGUGGUCAGCGAGUUAUUGUAAGAUAAUUAUCUUUAUGACUGUGUAGACCUGCCGAGGCCAAAACCGAACUACGCAGAAGGGAAAUAUAGUCACAGCUGUGAUGGGUGAUGAGAUACAGUAUUUAUAGGAUCGCAGCGGGUUUAAUCAGGCUUCAAACUGAUGCAUAGUUUUCUUUAUCUCUGAGCAGCACUGUGCAAAAUGUACUCGUUGAAUGGAUGUGUUUUCUAUUGCUGUAGUUUGAUUAAAUGCUAAACAAUAAGCCGCAGCGCUUAUUCAAUGCCAAAUUGUCAAUAGCUGCACUCAAAAACAAAAUAACCAGCUAAAUUGAACAAAUUCACCGUUGUUGCAGUGUUGUUUUAAAGCAAAUUACCUUCUUGUACUGUAUUGGGGAGUCUGUUGGAAAAACAUGCUUCUUUAUAAAUAUUAUAUGUACCAUUUAUAUUAUUAUAUAGAUAUUUUUCAAAGAUGUUAUAAGCAGAUCUCAUGUCAUGUUAAUGUAUUAAACAGAAAUGGUCAGAGAAAUUACACAAAUAAACAUUACAAAUGUAUUUUAAAAAUGUAUGGUCCUUUGGUUUUUGAUUAUACGUAUCAAAGUAUUUCACCGUUCCCUGAAUAAUUUAAAUAAAAAUGUUGUUUCUAA
This is a messenger RNA of Gasterosteus aculeatus aculeatus (three-spined stickleback), 3440 nucleotides long. RefSeq names its product AT-rich interactive domain 5A (gene arid5a). NCBI's taxonomy places the organism in Eukaryota, Metazoa, Chordata, Actinopteri, Perciformes, Gasterosteidae. Gene Ontology annotation, biological process: regulation of transcription by RNA polymerase II. Gene Ontology annotation, cellular component: nucleus. The record is from RefSeq and is a predicted model, not a curated record. Gene Ontology annotation, molecular function: transcription cis-regulatory region binding.